Xyrichtys novacula (pearly razorfish) is the source of this 3067-nucleotide messenger RNA. Lineage: Eukaryota; Metazoa; Chordata; Actinopteri; Labriformes; Labridae. The record is from the annotation of a GenBank genome assembly.
UUUUUAAACUGUAACAUUUAAUGCAAAAAAAAAGAGAUGAAUUAACUGAACCCUCACGCUCUCUCUCUCUCUCUCUUUUUUUUUUUUUUUAACAAAACAAAGGUACGGUUUUAUCUAAGGCUACAAAUCAUUAGGUAGCAAAACCUGAGUGUGAUAUUCUUUUUUGUUUCCCAAAACUCACAUGUUUUUGGGAUUACAAGGUCCAUGUGUUACCUGAAUUAAGGCAAGACUCUUUGUCCAAUGAUUAAGAUGUGGGGGCCUUGGAACAUAGUCUUGAGUCCUGCUUUCCUUGCUUGCCCGAUCUUAGGCCAAACAGCUUUUCAUUCAUCUCUGUCUUCUUUGGUGAGGUCUUCAGCGAAGCGAAUGUUGCAUUUGGGUGGAGUGUCUGCUGGGGAUGCUGCAACUCUGUAUGACAGCAUCCUGCGAGUCAUCAUAGAUGACAAAAUGCUGCCAACUGACAAGCUAGCCUCCUUUGCAAGUGACGGCGCUGCAGUAAUGAUAGGUGAAUUUUCCUUUUUUUUGCAUUUACCUUUUAGUUAACAUCUUAUUAAGAUUGACAGUUAUUUUUUUUAUUAUUAUUUUAGGGAGAAAAGCUGGAGUUGGGAAGAGACUCCAAGACUCAUUCCCUGGCCUGAUAACCGUACAAUGCGUGGCACAUUGUCUCAAUCUGGCAGUGUCAGACUACAUUAAGGGGCAGAGGGCAGUUCAUUACCUCACUAAAUAUGCCAGGACUGUUGGAACUAUCUUCUGGUUCUACCAGGCCUCCAGUAUUAGGACCAGCAGUCUCAAGGACAUGGAGAGGCUUUUUGAACUCCCCCAAAUCAAACUGCAGGUUAGCGAUAUUAAGUGCUAGAUUAUUCAGAUCCAAUUUUGCUUUUUUUGUUAUUUACUAUAUAAUUUUAUGUAGGGAGGAAAUGCUUCCAGAUGGGAAUCUAAUAAGGAAGCAACGGAUGUGAUGCGUCGAAUUCUGCCUGCUCUCAUCGCAGACCUCUCACUCCAAGCCCGGAAUGAGCCAACUGCACAAGGACUGCAUUCCUUUGUAAAGGACAAGUUCUUCCCCCCUGCCCUGUGCCUAAUGCAACUUGUGCAUGAAAAGAUCCACCGGCAGUUUUUAGUUUUUCAAAAGAGAAACCUUUUCUUCUCUCAGGUGGAGCAGGAGGUAUGAGAUCAACACCAUAAUCCUUGGGUUUUCUGUUAAUUGGAAUGCUGUUGCUAGCAAAGCUGUUGUGUUUUAUCUCAGGUCACAGUGCUGAAAUCAUCACUGGCACAGCUGAAAGAGAGCAACAUGGUCAAAGACCGCUGGCAGGCAUGGCUCCAGUCUGAUGCUGGUCUGAAGCCUCUACAGGAAGAGGUCCCUGCAUAUUUCCAGGAUGAUGUGUGGGAGAGCUUCAAGAACACUGUAUGUAUUAAGAAUGUAUUUGUGUAAUGUGGACGAAGGACUGUUUUACCUUUCUUUUCAACAUCUUCUACAGGUGAUGGAGCCAUUCCUGACUGCACUGACUGAGAACAUCGACACCAGAUUCCCAAACACCGGCAGUCUGUCUGUCUUCAAUGUGUUCUCUCCCAGACAAAUUUUGUCAAACUCUAGUACAGAGUAUGGGGAUGCUGAGAUGAGGACACCGGCUGAGGAGUUUCCAAGACUGAGGGAGUUUGACCUGCCGUCUGAGUGGAGCUCAUACAGACUGAGAGUGGGGAGUCCUGAUCUGAAGGUACUAUUAAGUUACAUUAACUGUAUCACCACCACAACAGUCUGGUUUUACUGAAUAAUUUAAUUCAUCUUUGUUUUCACCGCUUUUAUUCAGACCAAAUCCCUGGAGGAGGUUCUUCUGUGGCUUGUAUCUGCAGAAUCUGCUGAGCUGUAUCCCACCCUCAGCCUUGCAGCUGCUAUCGCCCUCACAGCCCCUGUCCAGACUGCAGAUGUGGAGAGGCUCUUCUCUGCACUCAAAAUUGUAAUAUAUGAUUGAAAACACUAUCACUCUUCAUGUCUGUAUCAGAGUAAAUACAAAAAUACUUAAUGCAUGAUGAAUUGUUUUGUUUAAGGUGAAGACACCUCUGCGAAACAGACUAAAGGAGAGGCACUUGGAUUUCUGUUGUAAGGUGGCAAUUGAUGGACCAGACCAGGAGGCCUUGGACUACAAGGAGUGCAUGAGGAGAUUCUAUAGAAUUAAAAAGAGGAGGCUGAAAUGUUAUGUGUCUAGUUGUGAGAUGUGUGAAUGAAGUCUACUUUCUAUUUAAAGUUGCCGGCUGAUUUGUGUAUGUAUAUAGUUUUAAUAAAUAAAUGCUUCAACAUGAUAAUGGUCAUAUUCUUUUUGGAACUCUUAACUUUAAGUAUGUUGCCUGUAAAAGAAAGUGAGUUUUACAAAAUACAUGCAAGUCAUGGCACAUGGUCAGGAUGGUGCCACCUCUGCCUCAAUUUGAGCCAGAAAAAACCCUGCCUUAAGUGUCUUGCAGUGAACUGCAUGAUGAUCUGGCAUUGAUGGUGGGCGUUGUAUGGGCCAAGACGAUGCACAGAUUCUAUGAUGAGAUCCAUGUUCUCCUUCCAGUGUGGCACAGUUUUCCCAAUGAUGUCCUUGAUGAUGUGUUUUCUUCUUUUUCCUCCUUCAGGCCGUUGAGCCUCAAGUUCAAUCUUCUUUUGUAUCUUUCUAAUUCUGCAUCUCUCUUUGCCAACUCAGGGUUUUUCUCCUUAAGUUAUUUAAUUUCUUUUCCCAGUUCUUUGUUUUCUUUUUUUUGUCACAGAGGGAAUUCAUAUGGCGCCAUCCAGCUUCUGCUUUUACCGAUAGCAGGGUAUCUCCCUCAGAUAUACAUAUAAGAAAGGCUAGAUGACACAAGGCGGAGUCACCUGCGUCCCUAAACAGCGGCAAUCUUAUUCCAGUAUAUAAUUCUGGUACGUGCUAUGGUAGCUGACGCGAGGUGAGUAAUCUGCAUGAUCAAAAAUAGCCUUAACUCACUGAAAUCUUGACAGAUUUACUAAUUGUUUCGUUUAUUACAGACAUUACUAGUGUGGCUAUGAGUCGGGAUGCUUAGACAUAUUGAAAUGGCAGCUUUUCUUUGUAACGGAGACGACUGG